AAGCUUCCCUUUCUCUGUUUUUGCAGACUGCUACACCUGCAAAGAGGUCCGUUCUUUCGUAGAGAAUAAGACACCAGGAAAGAGCCUUUCCAUGGACUUUCUGCAGUACAAUCACAAAGCUCUGAGUCGAAUUUACCCAAAAGGCCAGCGUGUGGAGUCUUCCAACUAUGACCCUUACCCACUAUGGACAGUUGGCUGUCACAUGGUGGCUCUUAACUUUCAGACGGCAGAUAAAUACAUGCAGCUGAACCAUGCCCUCUUCAGCUUGAACGGACACGCUGGUUACGUUCUACAGCCAGAGCUCAUGCGCUCUGAUAGUUAUGACCCUCACCAAGAGAAGAAAGUCGUCAAGUACAGCAUUGCUAUUAGGGUGAUUGCUGCCAGACACCUGCCGAAGCUAGGCCGCUCAAUUUCUAGUCCUUUUGUGGAGAUUGAACUGUGCGGUCACACUGAAGUAAAGUCCAAGACCACUGUCUAUCGAGAUAACGGUCUGAACCCAGUGUGGAAAACUCAGCCUGUGUGCUUCAAAGUGUAUGAGCCCGAGCUCACCUUUCUGCGCUUUGUAGUCAAUGAGGAAGACAUGUUUUCAGAUCCGAACUUCCUCGCUCAGGCCACGUUUCCUGUCAAAGGUAUAUGUUCAGGUUACCGCUCUGUGCCUCUAAAGAACGGCUACAAUGAAAACUUAGAAUUAGCCUCUCUUUUAGUUGACAUACAAGUACUACAGCCAGAGAACACAGAAGAAGAACUGUAUUUCUCCUCCAAUCAACUGAGAAAAAAACAAGCAGAGUUCAGCUCAGAAGGACUCCUGUACAAUACACACACAAACAUUAAACUUUCCCCCGCCCCUUACGAACCUUCCACAUCAAAUCAUUUUGUUAGAGAAUGCAGCACAAGUGAGAACAGAGCAAAACAAAAGAAGCUAAAAAGCAGUACAUUCUAUUCCUGAGAAUGGAGCAAACCUCACUUCCUCCUGCUGCAUAACAAGAAGACACACUGACAAUAAAAGAAAUUGCAAUGAGUCCCACGAAAUCUCAAUCCAAACAUCUGUGCCUUGCCUUUAAUUUCCAAAGCUUACCGAUUCAGACACACUGUUAUUGUUGUUUAUUUUUCUAUCUUAUUUUCUCUUAUCAAGUCAGUGUCAGGUUCUCGUUUUUUCCUACUUUAUUUUUUGUUUUUAGAGUUUGUUAGUAAUUUCGAUAUGUAAAACCAUUAAAUAAUGCUAAUUGUGCAAAGUCACUUAAAGAAGAUCAUAAAUUUGUUGUCAUUCUUGCUGUCAUUCUUGCUUUCUUAUGUGCAAUUUGGCCAAAGCAUGUCACAGACAAGAGACUGGAAACUUUCAAUUUUUUAUUUAAAUUUUUUUAUUAAUUUGAGUUAAUGCAUAGUCUCCUUAAAUGUUGUAUGUUGACGUGAUAGUGUACAUCUCCACUGAGAGACUAAGAUAUUCAAAUUUUGGAUAAAGCUGCAAUUAGCCUUGGUUGUUAGUGGAAGUUACAGAAAGUCAUUUCUGCAUAUAUAUGUUUUUGCUCCAUUGAGUGGCCAUUAAACAUCUCACGCUAUCAAAGUA
Messenger RNA from Syngnathus acus (greater pipefish), 1564 nucleotides. Its product is annotated as 1-phosphatidylinositol 4,5-bisphosphate phosphodiesterase gamma-2-like. The transcript is spliced from 7 exons. Gene Ontology annotation, molecular function: phosphatidylinositol-4,5-bisphosphate phospholipase C activity. Bases 92 to 946 code for a protein of 284 amino acids. NCBI's taxonomy places the organism in Eukaryota, Metazoa, Chordata, Actinopteri, Syngnathiformes, Syngnathidae. The record is from RefSeq and is a predicted model, not a curated record. Gene Ontology annotation, biological process: lipid metabolic process; phosphatidylinositol-mediated signaling; positive regulation of epithelial cell migration.